AUGGAUAAACGGUUAAUUUUUCUGAUUUUCUUUUCAGCAAUUUUAUCAUCCUUAUUUGAUUUGGCAUAUCCUAUCACCUCCGCAUGCUCUGGUAAACGUAAUUGUCAUGUUUCAUGUACGGCACUAAAUGGAUUAGUACAUGAUUGUAAUGUCACAUCUUGUACAUUCACUACUCCCGGUUCAGCUGAAAAUAGCUGUGUGGGAUCUUGUUGGGAUGCACUAGAUUAUAAUGUAAAUCAAACUUGUGAUUAUUCAUGUGGAACUGGAUGUACAUUUAGUUGUCCUAAUUGUGAAGCAACAGGUCCUAAUGCUAGUGAUUGGUUUUGUGGUAAUUGUAAAUGA
This is a messenger RNA of Cetraspora pellucida, 342 nucleotides long. NCBI's taxonomy places the organism in Eukaryota, Fungi, Glomeromycota, Glomeromycetes, Diversisporales, Gigasporaceae. The record is from the annotation of a GenBank genome assembly.